AUGGUUGCUAAAUAUGCCAUGGAUCAGCCAGAGGGCUUCGUUAACCGUAUUCAGCGGGUUGCCAUCGUUGGUGCCGGAGGCCAACUUGGUCGCCACAUCACGGAAGAAUUGCUCAAGACAGGCCAGCACACGAUCACGGCCGUUACCAGAGCUGGUGGAAACUCAACGUUUCCAGAUGGUGUGAUCCCAGCUGCUGUCGACUACACUGACGAGAGUGCGCUGGUGUCCGCCCUCAAGGGACAACAGUUCCUCAUUAUUACCUUGCCACACGAUGCAGCCCCUGAAACUCACGCGAAUAUUGUCGAGGCGGCAGGCAAGGCUGGCGUGCCAUACGUCAUGCCCAAUAUUUACACCUGCGAUAUUGUCAUCAGCAACAAGUCGCUUGGUGAUGAAGUCAUUCUGGGACAGAAGCUUCGUCCGAUCGUUGAGCACAUCGAACAAGUUGGGAAGAGUUCCUGGACAGUCCUUGUGACCAGCCUCUGGUACGAGUUCAGUCUGGCGUGCCCGCCAGACUGGUUCGGCUUCGAUGUCGCCAAGCGGGAGGUCACCUUCUUCGAUGAUGGCGAGCGCAAGAUCAACACUUCCUCCUGGCCGUUCAUCGGAAAGACGGUGGCCGCAUUCCUCAGCCUCAAGGAGCUCCCAGAGAACGAGAAUGACAAUUCUCUCACCGUUUCCUCCUUCCGGAACAAGCCGCUGUAUACAUCGAGCUUCUUCAUUUCUCAGCGAGAUAUGCUAGACAGUAUCCACCGCGUAUCGGGUACCUCUGAUAAGGACUGGACCAUAAAGAAGGAGGCGACCAGCAAGCGAGUCACUGAUGGACAAGCUCUCCUAGCGACGGGAGACCUCCGAGGGCUGGCAAGGAUGUACUAUUCUCGGAUGUUCUUCCCAGGCACGGAGGGGACGUACCAGGAUAAGCUGCAUAACAAAGCUCUAGGGCUUCCUGAAGAUGAUUUGGAUCAGGCAACAAAGCGGGCUCUGGCUAUGAUUGAAUCUAACUGGCGUCCCAUGUAA
Messenger RNA from Clonostachys rhizophaga, 1011 nucleotides. Lineage: Eukaryota; Fungi; Ascomycota; Sordariomycetes; Hypocreales; Bionectriaceae. The record is from the annotation of a GenBank genome assembly.